AUGUUUCGCGCCGCCCUCCCCCGAGCUGCGCCGCGGGCCAGCCUCCGCGCCUGCGGCCCUAAGGCUGUUUCCUCUACAUUCAUCUCCCCCCAAUGCUUUGGAUUGGCAGCUCAAAACGCGGCUACGCCUCUGAUUCCGGUGAGAGACCACGAUCUGGUUAUCAUCGGUGGUGGUGUCGCUGGUUACGUCGCUGCUAUCAAGGCUGGACAACAGGGUUUGAAGACUGCUUGUAUCGAGAAGCGCGGUACCCUCGGUGGUACUUGCUUGAACGUCGGCUGUAUCCCCUCAAAAUCUCUCCUUAACAACUCCCAUCUAUACCACCAGAUUCUCCACGACACCAAGAAGCGCGGUAUCGAAGUUGGCGAUGUCAAGCUCAACCUUGCUCAGAUGCUCAAGGCCAAGCAGACCUCCGUUGAUGGUCUUACCAAGGGUGUUGAGUUCCUUCUGAAGAAGAACGGUGUUGACUAUAUCAAGGGUGCUGGCUCCUUUGUUGAUGCCAACACCAUCAAGGUUGACCUGCUCGACGGUGGUGAGCAGACCGUCCGCGGCAAGAACAUUCUGAUUGCCACUGGUUCUGAGUCCACUCCUUUCCCCGGACUAAACAUCGACGAGAAGCGCGUCAUCACCAGCACCGGUGCUCUUGAGCUGCAGGAGGUCCCCAAGAAGAUGGUUGUCAUCGGUGGUGGUAUCAUCGGUCUUGAGAUGGCCUCCGUUUGGUCCCGUCUUGGUGCCGAGGUCACCGUUGUCGAGUUCCUUGGCCAGAUCGGUGGUCCCGGUAUGGAUGCUGAGAUCGCCAAGCAGGCCCAGAAGAUCCUGGCUAAGCAGGGAAUUAAAUUCAAGACCAACACCAAGGUCGUCAAGGGUGAUGACAGCGGUGCUACCGUCAGCCUGAACGUUGAGGCCGCUAAGGGUGGCAAGGAGGAGACCCUUGACGCCGAUGUUGUCCUGGUUGCCAUUGGUCGCCGCCCAUACACCGACGGUCUUAACAUCGAGAACGUUGGUAUCGACAAGGACGACCGUGGCCGUCUCGUCAUUGACCAGGAGUUCCGCACCAAGGUUCCUCACAUCCGUGUUGUUGGUGAUGUCACCUUCGGCCCUAUGCUGGCCCACAAGGCCGAGGAGGAGGCUGUCGCCGCGAUUGAGUACAUCAAGACCGGCCACGGACACGUCAACUACGCUGCUAUCCCCUCUGUUAUGUAUACCCACCCCGAGGUCGCCUGGGUCGGCCAGAACGAGGCUGAGGUCAAGGCCUCCGGCGUUAAGUACAACGUCGGUUCUUUCCCAUUCAGCGCCAACUCCCGCGCCAAGACCAACCUUGACACCGAGGGUGUUGUUAAGUUCAUUGCUGAUGCCGAGACUGACCGCAUUCUCGGUGUCCACAUCAUCGGCCCUGGCGCCGGUGAGAUGAUCGCUGAGGCCACCCUUGCCAUUGAGUACGGUGCCUCCAGUGAAGAUGUUGCCCGUACAUGUCACGCCCACCCUACCCUCUCUGAGGCCUUCAAGGAGGCCGCCAUGGCCACCUACUCCAAGCCCAUCCACUUCUAA
Penicillium angulare is the source of this 1545-nucleotide messenger RNA. RefSeq names its product dihydrolipoyl dehydrogenase. The transcript has 4 exons. Gene Ontology annotation, cellular component: mitochondrion; oxoglutarate dehydrogenase complex. Lineage: Eukaryota; Fungi; Ascomycota; Eurotiomycetes; Eurotiales; Aspergillaceae. The record is from RefSeq and is a predicted model, not a curated record. Gene Ontology annotation, molecular function: dihydrolipoyl dehydrogenase (NADH) activity; flavin adenine dinucleotide binding. The coding region runs from base 1 to 1545 and encodes 514 amino acids.